Rhododendron vialii is the source of this 3989-nucleotide messenger RNA. Its product is annotated as kinesin-like protein KIN-14F. The transcript is spliced from 18 exons. Lineage: Eukaryota; Viridiplantae; Streptophyta; Magnoliopsida; Ericales; Ericaceae. The coding region runs from base 302 to 3730 and encodes 1142 amino acids. The record is from RefSeq and is a predicted model, not a curated record. Gene Ontology annotation, molecular function: microtubule binding; ATP binding; microtubule motor activity. Gene Ontology annotation, biological process: microtubule-based movement.
GUUUAUGUCAUCUCAUCUGGGUUUUUUACUCUCUUUCUCUCUCUCUCUCUCGCAUUUAAUGGGACUCCAGUAGUAGAGUAUUUUUGAAAGUCCAUUCACAGCACACGAGAAGCUUGUUUCAACUUUCCAAUUUUGAAGUUUCAGAUCGGAUCCAAAGCUAAUCUACCCAAACCACCGAUACUCAUCCUCUUCCCUUCUUUUCGAAUUUCCAAGACCCAUUUUUUCCGCCGGCUGCAGUUUUUUUUUGUACUCCUCUCUCUCUCUAGAGUGAUCGUCGGGAAAAGGGAAGGGGGCGAAGAAAAUGCCGCAAGAAAGCAAUUACAACUCGGUAUUCAGCCCACCAAGCAAGAACUUGAGAGGAUUGAAGGGUUUGAAUUCUCUUGUUAAUAACAACAACAACAGUAAUGGUGUCAGUGAUGCUUCCUCGUAUGCUGAAGAGAUCAUCAACGACCGUGAACUGGCCCAGAGGAGAGCCGGAGAAGCAGCUUCAAGGAGGUACCAAGCAGCAGAAUGGCUACGCCAAAUGGACCACUGUGCCUCCGACUUACUCUCCAAACGCCCCUCCGAAGAAGACUUCUGCCUCUCUCUCCGCAACGGCCUCAUCCUCUGCAACGUCCUCAACAAAGUCAAUCCCGGCGCCGUACACAAAGUGGUGGAGAAUCCGAUUAUCGAUGUUCAGGCGACGGAGGCUGCGGCCCAGUCCGCAAUUCAGUAUUUCGAGAACAUGAGGAAUUUCCUUGUCGCUGUUGGCAACAUGAAGCUCUUGACUUUCGAAGCAUCUGAUUUGGAAAAGGGAGGCUCAUCAAAUAAGGUCGUGGACUGCAUUCUCUGUUUAAAAGGUUAUUAUGAGUGGAAGCAAGCCGGUGGAAUUGGGGUUUGGAGGUACGGUGGAACUGUGAGGAUCACAUCUUUUCCAAAGGAGUCACCAUCUUCAUUAAUCGGAAGUGACAGUACUGAUGAAUCUGUGGAUGAAUCUGAAGCAUCCCAAUAUGAACAGUUAUUGGACUUUCUCCAUCUUUCAAGUGAGGUCUCGGAUGAAGAAUCCAAGGCUGCUAAUGCACUGACCUUCCUUUUUGAGGCUUUUGGGCUUGGAAUGCUACAGGCUUAUCUGACAGAAAGUAAUGGAACUGAAGAUUUUCCUUUGAAUGCAAUGGUCAUUGAUACUGUCCUCAGGAAGGUGGUCAAGGAUUUCUCAGCACAGCUAGUGUCUGAAGGCAUUCAGCUUGGGUUGCUUCUGAAGAAACUAUUGCAAAGCAAUGGGGUUCCUUUGUCAAAAAGUGAAUUCCUAGAGGCCAUUUCAAAAUAUCUUGCUCAAAGAACCAGUUUGGUUUCAAGUGAUUUGUCCAAAUUCUGUAUCUGCGGUGGGAGACGUGAAGUCUGGCAAAGUAUUGGUGACUCUGCUGAUAAUGCCGAUAUAAAUGACCUUCAACACAAACAGCUUGAGGAGCUGAAAUUACGUUUUCAAGAGGCGAAACAAGAAGUUGAGCAGGUUCGAGAAGGCUGGCAGGAAGAACGUACAAGGCUUGAACAUCAAAUUAAGGACCUUGAAGUGGCCUCUUCUUCCUAUCACGAAGUUUUGGAGGAAAACCGCCUACUGUACAAUCAAGUUCAGGACCUAAAAGGAACAAUUAGGGUUUAUUGCAGAGUUAGGCCCUUUCUACCUAGCCAAGGUGAUGGGCAGUCGACUGUGGACUAUAUAGGAGAAAAUGGAAAUAUUAUGAUUGUUAAUCCUUGUAAGCAGGGUAAAGAUGCAAGAAGGGUGUUCAAUUUCAAUAAAGUUUUUGCUACAAAUGUGACCCAGGAGCAAAUUUAUGCAGAUACACAGCCACUAGUAAGAUCUGUCCUAGAUGGUUAUAAUUGUUGUAUAUUUGCAUAUGGGCAAACUGGUUCCGGGAAGACGUACACAAUGAGUGGUCCUGACUUAAAUACGGAUGAAACAUGGGGUGUGAACUAUCGAGCAUUACGUGACUUAUUUCAUAUUUCAAGGAUGAGGGUGGACUUUAUAGAGUACGAGGUUGGAGUGCAGAUGAUUGAGAUAUAUAAUGAGCAAGUGAGAGAUCUACUGGUCAUUGAUGGAUCAAAUAGACGGUUAGACAUACGAAACAAUUCUCAAUUGAAUGGCCUCAAUGUACCUGAUGCGUCCUUGGUUCCAGUUAAAUGCACCGAAGAUGUUCUUGAUUUGAUGAAAAUUGGCCAAAGAAACCGUGCUGUGGGCGCUACAGCUCUCAAUGAGCGUAGCAGUCGUUCUCAUAGUAUAUUGACAGUUCAUGUCCGCGGAAAAGAGUUGGUUUCUGGAUCCAUUCUAAAGGGUUGCCUCCAUUUAGUUGAUUUAGCUGGAAGUGAGAGAGUCGAUAAAUCUGAGGCUGUUGGUGAAAGACUGAAAGAAGCACAACAUAUAAACAGAUCACUCUCUGCUCUGGGAGAUGUGAUUGCUGCACUUGCACAAAAGAGUACGCAUAUUCCAUAUCGGAAUAGCAAGCUUACUCAAGUAUUACAAGAUUCUUUAGGUGGGCAUGCGAAGACAUUGAUGUUUGUCCAUAUAAAUCCUGAGGUUAAUGCUAUCGGAGAGACAAUUAGUACACUAAAGUUUGCUGAGAGGGUUGCCUCGAUAGAUCUUGGAGCUGCUCAAUCUAAUAAAGAAACGGGUGAAAUCCGAGAUCUCAAAGAAGAGAUCUCAAACCUCAAGCUUUCAUUAGAGAGAAAGGAAGCAGAACUGGAACAGUUAAAAAAUGCAAAUACCCGAGGAACCGUAGAAUCCCAAAGAACACGUGCUGUUUCACCUCUUCUUAUGUCGAAAUAUGGUGUCAGUGCCAGCUUGAAGCCCGAAAUCUCUCAGCGCCCCGUCGAUGAUUCAAGAAAUUUUGAGGUAAGGAGCAGUUCUUCAGGGAAGCAGAGGAGGUCCCGCGUUCCCUCAAAAUUCUUGGACAAAGAUAUUAUACCAAGGACGCCUUUUCUUGCUGAAGAGAGACUAGUGAACUCCGGCAAGCCAAGGUCACCAUCCCCGCCUGUGAGGAGAUCAAUAUCAACCGAUAGAGGGGCACUAAUGAAAAGUAGGGUCAAACCUGACCCAACUGAUCACACACCGAUUUCUAAACUCCAGCUUCCACCUAGAUCUUCUGUCAAUAAAUCCAUGGCCACAAUGUCAGUCAUUCCUCCAGUAGAUAACAACGGAAGAGGACUUUUGGGUUCACAAGAGGUACCAAAACCGGAUAACAUCUCUGAAGCAUUUUUGAGUUUUCAGAGGUCCAUAGCCAAGAAAGUUCACCAAGAAAAUGAAGACGGGCAGUUUAAGCAAGCGCUUAAUGUGAGGCAGGGGGGAAUUAGGAAAAGCAAGCUUGAAAGUAAGGUCAAGCCUAAGAACCAACUUCCGACUAGAAUUCCGAAGUCUGAUGCUUCUGUGACGAUGCUUUCUGAGUUGGACACUGGUGGAAAGAUGGAGGAAACUCGGAAGAGUGAUUUCUCUGAGCCAGAAAAUGAGAGUGGACUUAAUGUUUCACCUGUACAUAGUACGUUGAGUGUGAAAAAGCUGCAACGGAACUCCGCGAGGAAUUCUCAAACCGUGGAAAUAAGAGAACUCGGGCAGAAGGUGGAAUCCUUUCUAUCUUUGAAAAGCGAACAGAAGGUUUCAAAUGGUGUAUUACGCCAUCCAAAAGAAGGCAGCAACUCCGCUAUGCCUGAAAUCAGAAGGAGCCGGUCUACACCUCGUGGAAAAUUCAUGAUUUUGCCUUGAGGAACUCCCCGUAAGCGGCAACAAGUUUGAAUUCAUCAUUUUUUUAUUUUAUUUUUUUAAGUAGUUUUUGUACAGUAUCCGUCUAUAUUGGAGUCUUGAGUUCAUGGCUUUCCACGGAGAUUGAGAGCAUGGUGAAGUCAUUGGAGGUGAUAAUUUCAGACCUUUCUUCUUCCCCAGUUCUAUGUAACGAUUCUAUUUGUAUCUGAAGUGAAUACUAUGUGAUUAAGCUAUAAAUUCCCAAUAUAUGUUUGUGAUGCCA